AUGUACGGGCCACAGACGCUAGAUCUGUACUACGCCGAGGUGGAGGCCCUCCUAAAGGAACGGCUCGAGCACAGCGGCCAAAAGCUUAAGCGCAUCGAAAUCUUCGACCACACCAUCCGCAGGCACGACCCCAACGCCGCCCGCCAGCCGGUGCAGCAAGUCCACGUCGACCAGACGCCUAAGGCCGCUGAGGCCAGAGUACGGCGGCACAUCACGCCCAAGGAAGAGGUCGACGCCCUCCUCCAAAAGCGCUACCAGCUCAUCAACGUCUGGAGACCCAUCCGGCACCCCGCCACCGACUUCCCCCUAGCGGUAAUUAACUACCGCACCACCGCGCCCGAGGAUCUUGUGCCGGUCAACUUGCUCUACCCUAAGCGCAACGAAGGGGACGACGGCGACGAUAGGGGCAAGGAAAUUCAGCCGUCGCAGGAGACGCUCGACUCGCUUGAGGGAUACGAGGUUAAGGGCAAGACAUAUGGCGUGCUGCCCAAUGAGAACCACAAGCUGUACUACAUUAAAGACAUAACGCCUGGGGAGGCGAUACUCAUUAUGUCCUUUGCCUCAAAGGGGGGCCGGUUGCCGGGCAGGAAGAAGGGGGUUUCGGAGGUAACACCGUAUACUGCUUUUAUUAACCCGCAGAUGCCCGAGGGGACGCCGGAGAGGGAGAGUAUUAAGGUGUUUAGGGUUUUAUAA
Messenger RNA from Podospora pseudopauciseta, 693 nucleotides. RefSeq lists its product as uncharacterized. The transcript has 2 exons. The record is from RefSeq and is a predicted model, not a curated record. Bases 1 to 693 code for a protein of 230 amino acids. Gene Ontology annotation, molecular function: oxidoreductase activity. NCBI's taxonomy places the organism in Eukaryota, Fungi, Ascomycota, Sordariomycetes, Sordariales, Podosporaceae.